CUAUCAGGCUAAUUAUUAAUAUAUAGUAGUUAUGAGAUAUUUAGCUAGCAGGCUAUUAGCAUAGAUUAGCCUAGACUGUAAAUACUAGACUGUAUGUCAUCAUUUUGCUAACCGUAUCUGUGUGUAUUAUCUUAACGAUUAGCUUGCUAGCUAGUUAUCUGAUGACAUUACCCAGCAAUACAUAGUUCUUUUUUUUUAUUACGAUGCUGUCUAGCUAAUGUAUCUCUAGCUAUUUAGCUAGCUCUAGCCAUGAUGACUGUGGUCCUCAUGGUUGUCAUGGCUACACAGAAAAUGUUGGCUAAUAUUGUCUUUAAUAAUUAAUAUGUAUUAUCUGCAAAAGACUAGCCUGCUAGCUAGCUAGCUAUCUAACAAUUAGUAUGUAUUAUUUAUUAAUGACUAGCCUAAUAGCUAGUUAUCUAAUAAAUACUGUGUAUCAUCUGAUAAAGACUAGCAUGCUAGCUAGCAUGAAGGCUCAUAUUCUAGCUCACAGUUUACUUGUUGCUAGCUUGAUUGGUGUUUACUGAGGGACGGGCUGAAAAUAAAACAGGUUUUUGCUAAGUGCUACGUGUUGCUAGCGUCCAUGUAUAGACUAUAUGUCAUCGUCUUGCUAGCUUUGUGUGUUUAUUCCAGACCCCAGUAUAGUGUUUCCUCUUUGUAACGUUAGCAUACCGAGGAGGACGCAGGCUAAAUUAGACGUCUCCAGACGUGUGUGGAUUUGAAAGACAUGUGACGAGUCGUGCUGCUAUUUUUGACAAGAUUACAUACUCGGGUUCUCCGUUUACUUUUGUCUAAACAGUUUAAUCAACCGUUUUUUUUUUUUACAUUUUCCCUCAAUCUCUUUAAAUUUUAUAGACAGAUAAUGGACAGAGACUGAUUUAUCAGUGUUAGCGCUUGGGUUUAAUCAUUGUUUGUGCUAAUGGAGUUGGAUUCUUGAUGUUCAGGCUUCUGGUUUCCUUCAGGAGAAAGUUCUUCACACCUGUUCACCCAGCUUUAGUCCUAAAGUUCCUCUGGGUAGUGGCUUAGGAACCCAACUUGGUGUUUAGACUAAUUUUAGCAAGCUAAUUUUGUGUUGCUAAAAUGGUUUUGUUGGUUAGUGAGUUAACUUUGCUUUGUUUAUCAUUCAGUUAUUCAGCUUAACUAUGGUGACUUGGCUUAGCAAAGUACCCAUAAUCCUCCACACCACUAAGUGAACUGUGCCUUACUUUAGUACCCAUGCUAAAAUGUUUCAUUAAAUAAAAGUUACAAAUCACUGAGUUAUAAGAGGGAAAAAAACACUUCUAGAUAUGCUGUUAUAGGCUUCAGGUCAAUCAGAAAAAUAAUCAGCUUCAGGGUGGUAAGAGUAAAGUUCUGUGGCAAAGUUCUGUGGUUAACCAUGUGCCUUCGAGUUACUAAAGUGCUUUGACGGAUUAGCAAACUAACUUUUCAUCGCUAAUCUGACUUUGCCUGCCUACGUGGUUUGAGUUAGCAAGAUAACGGCGGAUUGUUGUUCGUUUGGUUAGCAAAACCUCACAUUACUAAAGUGUUAACCUAGCGAAAGUGUCACGAACUAGCGAACGUUCAUUACUAAAGUACUUCAAAGAAUUAGCGAGCUAACUUUUCUGUUUUUGCUUAAUUAGUCAUGCUACAUGCAAGUUGUUCAAUGGGUAGCAAGCUGACAUUUUGCUACUGAAAUAUUUUGCAUGACUAAGCAGUUUUUAUGUAUUAGCAAAGCUUUUUGUCUAUCUAAUUAGUUUGACAGGUUAUCUACAUAACUUUGCAUUAUUAAAUAAUUUGAAAGAUUAACAAAUGAAAAAUAGCUCCUAAAGAAAUCGUACACUCCAUGUGGUUGCCAUGGUGAACAGUGUUUAUCAGCGCGAUGAUACAUCACUCACCACGGAUGAUACAUCAAUUGAUUACAUGUCACUUUUGAGACGUUAGCCUUGAGCAAGCGCCUCGUCCAGACGACCAUUCUGCACAGCUUUGCCUUCGAUCGUCUUCUUUUCACAUCUCGUCUCUGGGUUUUAUUUUUCUCCUCAGUGAAUGUGAGAGAUCUGACUCAUCGGCUGAUGUUCGUCUUCACGCCGCAUAUCAACGGCGAAUUCGCCGUCUCACACGUGCACCAAUUAAACGCGCCGAAGUGCGACUUUUCACGGGAGCGAGCGUGAAAUCUCGCAGAUAAAAAUGACACCAAAUCUAAAUUCAGAGACACUCUCGCUUCUGAUCUGCAAAUGUAUCGGAGGAAAACAGAUUCAGGAAGCAACGUGAAAGCCAUCAAUAAGGCAUGUUUAUCACUCAAUAGACAUGCUAAGCUAAUUAUAAAUAAUUAUAUAGCUAUUAUUGUUUACUAUAUAUUUCUUAGCUUUAGAGGCUUCUCAGUAAGGAAACUUAUGAACUUUUAAAGGGUUCCACACGAAAUACAAACCGAAGAACCCUUUAGGAUGCUAAAAGAAACCUGUUUUUAUUAGCGUUUAUCUCUAGUGUAUCAUUUUUGCAUUGUACAUAUUGCAUUGUACUUCCUUCUGAAUGAACCAUUAGCGAACAAAUUUGCCGGGCUAAAGAGGUUUGAUGGAUUGGCAAGCUAACAUUCAUGGCAACAAUUUGCUUUGAUAAAUUAGCAAGGCAACAUUUUAUUAAGUUGUUUAAUCAAUUAGCAAGCUAACCAUCAAUAAAUAAGGUUGCUUUGAUGAGUUAGCAAAGUACAUUUUUUUAUUUUGAAAGAGUUUUGAUAGAUUAGCAAGGCAAACCUUUAUUACUAAAGCAAUAAAACUGAUUAGCAAGCUAACAAUCUGUUACUAAAAUGCUUUGACUAGUUAGCAAGGUUUUUUGUAGCUAAAGUAGUUUGAUGGAUUAGCAAAGCAAAGUUUUAUUGCUAAAGUGGCUUAAUUGAUUAAAGUGCAAUCAUUCUGUUACAAAAAAUGCUUCAAUAAUUUAGCAAGGUAAAUAUUUUUGUAUGUAAGUAGCCUUUAGCCAGGCAAAAUUUUAUUACUAAAUUAUGUAGCUAUAUUAGUAAUGCAGCAUUUUAUUUCUAAAGCGGCUUAAUCAAUUAGCAAGCUAAUGUUCCAUUAUUAAAAUGUGUUGGUGUGUUAGCAAGAUUGACAAGCCAAUUUUUUAGUGUAACCGAUUAGCAAGCUAACAUUUCUUUAUUGAAGUGCUUUGAUGAGUUUGCUGUGUAACUUUACUUUACUAAAGUGUAAAGUAUUUACAAGCUAAUUUUUAUGUUAUGGAAGAAAAGUGUGAAAACUGAAACAUGCUAAAAUUACAUGUUUAGUGAAGUAAUUUUGUAUGAAUAAUAUGAUUUAAUAGGUUAACAAGAUAACUUUGAAUUAUCCAGUAACUUUGCAUUACUAAAGAGUUUUGACGGAUUAGCAAGCUAACUAGUCAUUUUAACAUAUAACAUUUCUUUGCUAAUCUGACAAAAUAGUUUGAGUUAGCAAGAUGUCACUGUUACUAAAGCGGUACUUAAGAUAAUUUACUUUGAUAAAAAAUAGUUUGGUGAGUGAGCAAGUUAAAUUUGCAUGUCUAAUGACUUUUGAUAGAUUAGCCUGCUAGCUUUCCACGUGGUUUCAUGAGUUAGCUGCUAACUUGGUUUGGGCAUGCUAACUUUCCAUCAUGAGGUAAAUUUAGUUACAAAAGAGGUUAAGUUUGGUGUGGUUUUUAAUCACAAUGAAAAAAAAAAUUGCGUGUAUGUGUGUGUGUGUGUGUGAAACUUCAUUCUGGUUUUAUUAAUAUUCUGUUGCUGCAUUUGUUGAAGGUUACGACCUACAUGUGGUGAUUUGUGUAUCUCCCGGCUGUUUCUUAGCUUUUGUCCAUUUGUUAGCAUGGACCCCACACACACAGACACACACACAGAUGCUACGCUCUAGUGAUAAGAAUUCUGAACUCAUUCUGAACAGAGUGUUAGAUCAUUUGACUCACUGACCAAUAAGAGUCGACACUUUCAACUCCUAAAUGACUCAUUGCCAUAUUUUUUCCUAAAAUUAAAUAAAGUUUGAGAUAUUUUGACCUGUGCUUCUUCUUCUUGGCCUAAUUAUGGCUGACAUUGUUUCAUGAAAUCUUACAUUACUUCUAAUCACCAAAACAACCUGACUUUUUAAAAUCUGUGUAAAUAAUUGUAAAAUACGCACGUGCAUCAACAAAUACAAAAAGUAAGCAUCACUGCAUUGACGUUGUUGUGUCUGUGCUUCAUUUGGAAGAUUGAUUUUCGCUAUAUUAUAUAUAGAUAUAUAUAUAUAAAAUUAUAUAUUUUAUGACUGGUGGCCUUUUAUAAUACACUUUCCUCAUACGCACAGCUGAGAGUCAAAUAUACGACUCACGAUUCACACUAACAAAUGGCUCAGAUGUUGAAAGAUGUUGAAAAGACAUUCCCAGGGAAGCAUUUUGAUUUAAUUGCCCUUCAAGAAUAACAAAAAUUUCUAGAAAAAAAAAGGAAAAAAGGCUCAUAAAGGAAAAAAUAUUCACCUACAAGAGUCGAAUCAAAGAGUCGACUCAUUUGUGAACAACACAUCAUUAUUUUCAUGUGAAUCAUAUGAAUCAUAACCACUUGUACAAAAAAAGGAGGACAAAACACCCAGUAACUUUGACUUUGUUUCUCUCUCAUACAUACACACACACACACACACACACACACAUACACGAGGCGAGUCAUGUGAAAACGAUUCACAGUUUCUCCUCAGCAGGAUCAUCAGUUCCAUCAGUUGAUGAAGUUUAUUUUGAGCUCAUUCCGCAUUUUGAUGAGUCUAAUUUCAUCAAGGCUGUUAAGUGAGCCUCUUGGAUCUUGGCACAACAGAAUAUUUCUUCUAACAGGCUGAUAUUUCACACCACGCCAUAAUUCAAAACAUCAAUAUACGUUAAUGUAGGCAACGUAAUUUGUAUCUGUAGGAGUAACAUUAUCAAUCUGAUCUCUAAAUUAUUGCAGAUUCGUUUAUUUUUUUUUUCCCCCUUCAGAAUAGUUUUAUCUAUAUAUGCACAAAAGUUCCUAGUUGAAAAUGAGACUGUAGGAGAAUCAGAUUAUGGCCAUUGAUAUUCACAAGUUCCUCCAUCAUGCCACGGGCGAGCCUGGCAUUAUUAAAUCCCAGAACCGCAACAGAACUUUCUUUCUUGUCGAGCUAAGCACAAUUUUCAGGGACGGAACAAAGACUGUAAUGCGUCUUUACAUAACUUUUUUUUCCUCGUUCAGACUUAUAUUAGAAUGUGCUGCAGAAAAGUUACAUCGCUCCUCAUUUUUAAAUGAAUUACUAAAUAAUUUAACUAUCAUCUCAUUUUAAUUUUGCUUGUUUAUUAAAUUGUCUAAACAUAUGUUUGCAUCUACAGCACUUUUGGAGCACUUAAACACCAUUUUUGCCAUAAAAUUGUAAUCAUAUUAUAUAUAUUGAAUACUGGACUCUGAUUGGUCAAAAGGUCUGUCAACUAGCAAAGCUACUAGCUAGUAUAAAUAAAUAUUUUUUAGUAGCACUGUGGUAGCGUUUUCUUUUUUUUUUUUUUAACUUUUUUAAUCAAGUAGCUUGUAAGUAUUUUAUCAACUGAGUACUAGAGUACCACUGAUAUUAAUUUAAUUUAUAUUAUUUUUUUUUUAAAGUACACAAUACAAUACACAGCAUAUCAAUUAUUUCAGUAUCAAUCAUUUAAUUAUGCAAUUUUAUCUGAUUCAUCUAGCAAUUUGUAAUUGUUCCACAGAUUAUCGUUUCUAUAGCAACAGGAGAUGUUUAUUUAACAUUUAUGGAAGGAGUCUCCAGUGUCAGUGCCUCGCAGAAGGAUAAACUAUAACUGUGUGUGCGCUCGCUGGAGGUGACGGUCAGCCAGAGCAGUGUGCAGGUAGCCAGAGGCCAAGCGGCCAUCUUGCCCUGCACCUUCACCACCAGCGCCGCCCUCAACAAUCUGUACAUCAUCUGGAUGGUUACGCCGCUGUCCAACGCCAACCAACCUGAGCAGGUGAUUAUCUAUCAGAGUGGUCAGGUCUUCAGCCUCGCUAACCGUAUGAACAAUCGUGUGGGUUUUGUGGCCACGAUGCCCAGCACCAGCGCCUCCAUCUUCAUCAACAACACACAGCUGGCGGACACGGGGACAUACCAGUGCCUCGUGAACAACCUGCCCGACCGCGGGGGGCGAAACAUCGGCGUCAUCGGCCUCACCGUGCUCGUCCCUCCAUCUUUGCCCGUGUGUCGUAUUCAGGGUUCUCUCGAUGUCGGCAGUGAUGUCACACUGCUCUGUGGUUCUGAAGAGGGAAUUCCGACACCAACGUACUCAUGGGAGAAACUGGACUCGAUUCCCAAACUCCCUCUCGGUGCCAUGCUAGAUCAGAUGCAGGGCACGGUGAGUCUGAAGAACAUCAGCGUGGGGACAUCUGGUGUGUAUCAGUGCACCGCCUCCAACGCCAUCGGCACCAGCACGUGUCAGCUCAACCUGCAGGUGGUGACACCUCAGCCCCAGAGCGUCGGUCUCAUCGCUGGAACCAUCGUCUCUGGCGUCCUUGCGGUGGUGAUUUUCGCCCUGCUGGUGAUUGUUACGCUUUUCUACUGGAGGAACAAAAACCGCUACGAAGACGACGACAUCCCCAACGAAAUCAGAGAGGACGAUCUUCCGCCAAAGAGGUCAUCAUCGGUGAAGGCGUUCCAGGCGGAUGCCUCGUCCUCGGAGAACGACACACUCACCUCCACCAACACCUACAACAGCCGCUACUGGCACAACGCCAAAGCCAGCUAUGACGCCAACUCCUACACUCGCUACGACGGGCAAAGCUUCACAACUGGGGGCGGGACUGGUGCUGGAGGGGGUGGGGCCUACGCAAAUGGUGGGCACACUCUCCCAGCUCCCAAAACUCUGGUGGUCACCGCCAAUUCUGCGCCCAUUGUGACGCGCAGCAACGGUACACUGAGUCAGCGAGCUCCACCAGCCACGCCCCCACCUACUUCUGGCUCCGCCCACACACACGCGCCGAGCCGCACACACUCGUACGCCGUUAGCCAGGCGGCGCUGGAGCGCAUGGGUGCCGUGCCCGUCAUGGUUCCCGCUCAGAGCCGGGCGGGUUCUCUCGUCUAACGCCAACACGAGAUGGACAAACUGAAUUUUUACGAAUCUUUAUACAAAUGAUGCCAUCUCUUUUUUUUCCACUAAUGAACUACUGAUUUUACUGCGUGAGGUUUUUUUUCUACAUUAGCGAAUUUGCAAUAACAAUAAUAAUAAUAAUAAUAAUAAUAAUAAUAAUAAUAAUAAUAAUAAUAAUAAUGGCCAUCUGGGAAUCAGGAGGACGGCGUACGUGGUUUUGGGAACGUUUUGGAGAACAUUUGGAAUGUUUCCUUAAUUAAGCGAUCUGCAACAUGCAUGUGCAUCUCGACUGCACAAUAAUGUCAAUUUUCAGCCGCCAUUUUUAGAACAUUUAAGCUUAGCAACACUAUGUUUUGCUGUUGACUCGGGCCAUCUUUUCAGAUCGAAGCAAUAGUUAGAAAAUUUUACCGUAAAACACCUAAAAUGAUCUAAUUUAUUAGCAAUAUAAACACAGUGGAGUUCCAAAAAUCCAUAUGUACAGCUGGGAGUGUAAAUAAGAGAUGGGAAAAAAUGGGACGUAAAUGAAAUAAACGUUUGAUUUUAGUUGCUUUUGAUUUACAAACAGUUUGAAUACAUUUAUUUUGCAAUUGUUUAUUUUUUCAGUCAUUUCUUCCGUUUUUUUUGUUUGUUUCUUCCUUUUUAGGGUUUUUUUGGACAAUAAGUUGUGACAAAAUACAAAAAGCAUCCAGCCAAAUUUUGUCUAGUUAAAAGAUUUAUAAUAAUUAGCAUUAGUUUAAGUGUAAAGAUUACAAGGUUGAUGUUAGCAUUGGAUGCAUGGCUAGCAUUCGUAUAUUUCACAACAUCAUAAAUUCGUAAAUUUAACGAAACUCAACCGUUUCACUCUCACUUGUUAAAAUAUGCCUGAAUUUGCAAGUUGGAAAUGAUAGCUUCAUUGUGUAAGUGGCAUUGUUGUAACCAGGGAGCUUUAUUUCAAAUAAUGUUUUUUGACUACCCUUAAAACUGUAACCCAGACACACAGAUCGGCGUAGUAUACGUCCUUUUUUACAAACUUUAGCUACUUAAAAUUGUAGCAUAGAUUUUCACGAAGUCGAGUUUAAAAUCAUAAGAUGAAUUUAGUGAGUCCAAGUGAAGCCAAAAAUCACAAAAAAUUACUUAAGUUGGAUUUAAGGCCACGUCCAAGACCUGACAACCUUCACGCAUUUUACGUACGAACUCCGCAAAUAUAAAGUAACGUAACCUUUUUCUAAUAAAAAUCAUAAAAAUGAAUAAAAAUAGCAAAUAAAUCAAUUACCAUAUUAAUCUGGAAUGAUUGACAGCUGCGUAAGGGUUUUGAACUGUCAAUAUUAACUAAGCCCCAGAAGCCCCGCCCUCUUCUCAUUCACCUCACAUGCUUUCAGUAGGAUUUGCGAGGCGUUCUCGCUUUCUGUCACGGCAAAUGGAGAAUGUUUUGAGCUUGUUAAUAUGAAAGAAAAUCUAGCAGUGUGUGUUCCACUUAGCUAACAUUAUACAGGUAUAUAGCUAAUGUCAGUUAAAUAUAAUUAAUUCUGCGAAAAUAUUUAGCCCGAAAAAAAAAAGGUUCCAACUGAAAGAGCUAGCAUUUACAUUUGAACUAAAACAGACAAGCAGCAGCUUUACAGUUACUGUGGUUACCGUAAAACACCGUAUAUAGACACACUGUUUCUACCUUACACAGCUGAUUUGUAGAAGGAUGAUAUCGCAAACUACGAAUGUCAACUACUAUGAUUUUUUUCCUCUUCGUGUAAGUGACGUAUGACUGCAAAAAAUGUUACGUUAGGGCACCAUGCAGUUUAUCGAUAAAGCUAUAGACACAUAGCUUUUAUUUGUCAGAUCAUUAAUUUGACGCUAAUAAAAUUACUGGAUUUUUUUCCAUUCCAUGAUGUUCCGAGAAUUCAUGGUGUAGCAUAGCUAUCAUAAAAACACUGAAAAACAGGCAUGCUAGAAUAAUGAUAAGCGAAAAAAAUAAGGAAAUUGUUGUGAAUUGGUUAGAAGUUACAACCUUAGCAUCUUAACUCUGUUUAUAUUAUUUUCAAGAGAAUAGGACAAUUUUUCAACAAAAAAUAAAUAAAUAAAAAGACAAUUUAUAAUGUAUUGGUCACUUCUUAUAGUCCAAAAAAUAUGGUAAUAUGAUUUAAAAAAAAAAAAAAUGAUUCAUUUUUAAAAUAAGAAAUUCAGCAAUUUUCUUGUUGGAUUUUUUGUUUUUAUUUAAAAUUUUUGAUUUUAUAUAUAUAUUUUUUGUAUUAUUCUACUGUUUUGAACCCAUACAGAAGAUUAAGGGUUAAGUUGAAGAAAAAUAUGAACACUAAAAUGACAGUUUAAGAUGCCUCCUCAGUAACCACAUCUAUAAAAAAAAAAAUAAUAAAAAUCUGUCUUUGCACUGCAGUAUUAUUUUCCUCACUUUCUUGAUCCGUCUUAAUCCUUUUUUAAUUUGAGUCUUAUUGAGUGCCGAGUCUCUAAUUCAACACUACUGAUAAGCCUAGCCAUAGCCUACCUCUAAAAUAACUUGAAAUAAAAUAGCGUAUGCUUAGAUCG
Molecule: messenger RNA, 9531 nt
Organism: Pangasianodon hypophthalmus (striped catfish)
Lineage: Eukaryota; Metazoa; Chordata; Actinopteri; Siluriformes; Pangasiidae
Gene: igsf11
Product: immunoglobulin superfamily member 11
Exons: 7
Coding region: 5869-7014 (381 amino acids)
Biological process (GO): homophilic cell-cell adhesion
Cellular component (GO): cell-cell junction
Molecular function (GO): ionotropic glutamate receptor binding
Source: RefSeq, a predicted model, not a curated record